UCUCUCUCUCUCUCUCUCUACUCGCUUAAACCCUCCUCUCUCUCUCAUCGCCAUGCCCUUCUCUCUCUUCACCUUCCCCGACCUCCCCUUUUCCUCCCCGUGAUCGUCCCCUCGCCUCCUCUACCGUCUCCGCCGCCGCCGCCGCCAUGGCGCUCUCCUCUAGAGGCCUCCUCACCCGCCUUCUCCGCGCCGCCGGUCCCAGCCCUAGCAUCCCUUCCCUCUUCCCCUACCGGAGCUUCUCCGCCGAGGUCCUCGUCGACGAGGGCGAGCUCCGCGGCGGCGGCGGGGGACGCAUCAUCGAGGCGAAGCCCGGGGUGAUGGGCCCCGAAUCGCGGCGCACGGGGGCGAUCGCCGUGAAGUGCGGCAUGACGGCGCUCUGGGACAAGUGGGGCGCUAGGGUUCCGAUCACCGUCCUCUGGGUCGACGACAACGUCGUCUCCCAGGUCAAAACCGUCGAGAAGGAGGGCAUCUUCGCCCUCCAGGUUGGGGCGGGGCAGAAGAAGGAGAAGCAUCUGAGUAAGCCGGAGGUGGGCCAUUUUAGGGCCCAAGGGGUUCCCCUGAAGAGGAAGCUGAGGGAGUUUCCAGUUACAGAGGACGCGCUUCUUCCCGUUGGUACGCCCAUUACGGUUCGCCAUUUUGUUCCUGGGCAGUAUGUUGAUGUCACAGGCAUCUCAAGAGGCAAAGGGUUUCAGGGUGGGAUGAAAAGGUGGGGAUUUUCUGGAAUGCCUGCAUCACAUGGUGCGUCAUUAUCCCAUCGGAGCAUCGGAUCUACUGGUCAAAGAGAUGCUCCUGGAAAGGUUUUCAAGGGCAAGAAAAUGCCCGGCCGAAUGGGUGGAAAGCAACGAACAGUCAAAAACGUAUGGAUCUAUAAAAUAGAGCCCGCCAGAAAUUUCAUGUGGGUCAAAGGACAGGUUCCAGGUGCCGAAGGAAGCUUUGUUUACAUAAAAGAUGCUGUAUACAAGAAGCCGGAAAUCUCUUCGCUACCAUUUCCAACCCAUUUUAUACCGGAAGGCGAGGACACAGAUGAGCUCGAACCCCUUAUUGCGGAUCUCGGUGAAGUUGACCCAUUCAUGGCAGCUGAUUGAGCCAACAUUAGGGAAAAUCCAAAAAGAAAAUCCGCGUUAUGUUUGUUGUUGAAUGUCAAAAUUUUUUAGCGAGCCAUUAUUUCGCAUUAAGAUCUUAUGCUAGUUGUUCACAAUAGGUUAGAUUUUGGGUGCAUUUAUUAUGUCUCUCUUAUGUUUUUCAUGCGCUGAAACAGCGAGAAUUCGAGUGCCCAGCUGUUUUAUUGUAACCAAACGAACAAAUUCGAAAUAAAUUUUGUAAAAGUUGAAACCUCUGAUAGACGCUAAACAAAUUCUAACAGUUUGGUGUGACUUGAAAUCGUCUGACAGUUUUGAACAAU
Messenger RNA from Ananas comosus (pineapple), 1402 nucleotides. Its product is annotated as 50S ribosomal protein L3-2, chloroplastic. Gene Ontology annotation, biological process: translation. The transcript has 5 exons. NCBI's taxonomy places the organism in Eukaryota, Viridiplantae, Streptophyta, Magnoliopsida, Poales, Bromeliaceae. The coding region runs from base 147 to 1085 and encodes 312 amino acids. The record is from RefSeq and is a predicted model, not a curated record. Gene Ontology annotation, molecular function: structural constituent of ribosome. Gene Ontology annotation, cellular component: mitochondrial large ribosomal subunit; ribosome.